AUACAUUGUUUUAUCGUUCGCCGUAAAGAGUCGUGGCCACUUAUUUUGAUUAAGAAUUUCUCCAUGUUAUAUAUUUUUUAAAAUCAAAUUUGUAAUAUAGUUGAUGAAACUUGCUUGCAGAACUCGCUUUUUAUGCUAACUCUUUGUCAUUCGUAACGUCUCAUUUUUUUACAAAUUACUUACCCUAGCUAAUCUGAUAUCUGACAUCCCAUUCAGCUAAAAAAAGCUAAAGGCUAAAAGCCUAAAAUUUAUCCGCUAAACGUAAACAGUUAACAUGUUGGCAGUUGCGAGCAUGGCUUACUAGUAACUAUUCUAAUGUUAUGGCUACCUGUAUUGCUCAGCUAAACUAAGUAAACCAAUAAGUCCAUGAAAGCAUGUUUUGCUAUAAAAUGCAUAUUUAUAUAUAAUAUAUAUUUAUAUAAUUAAUAAUGAUGCAAUGGGACUAAAAAAAUGAAAUGACUGACUUAACAUUUCAAAAUUUGUUUUAUUCAUACUUCUUUCAUUUUCCAAAUGUAAUAUCUCUGCACUGUUAAGUUAAACCUCUGACAUUAAAAAUGGAGUAAUAAUAAUAAUAAUUUACUUAACACCAAACACCCCUACACUGUUUCAGAUGUUAUGGAAGCCAGCAAAUCCAAGAGGAAGGGGAUCAAUGAGAUGGUUAAAAGGAACAAAUUUAAAAGUGAAUCUCUGCAAAAUAACAUCAUUGAGCAUUUGGUGUCGUAUGUUACUUGCACUGAUGGAGAAAAGGCCAUCCAAUAUUUAUCUAGAUUCCCAAGUGGAAUUAAAUUAAGUGAUGGGUUUGGCAGAACUUUGUUGCACAUUGCAUCUUCCCAAGGUAAAAGUGAACUAGUUCAAUGGCUCAUUGAACAAGGUAGCCAUGUGAAUGCAUCAGACAGGGAGUCAGGCUGGACUCCCCUGCAUCGAGCCAUCUUCACUGGACAUCUGCACACCGCUCACCUGCUUAUUCAGAAUGGAUGCAACUUGAUGAAGAGAGACAAGGAAGGGCUGAUGUAUUCAGACAUCCUCUGCAAGGACAGACCAGCUUGGGUUGAGUUUGACAAAACAGGUCUGAAUGAAUGCUUCACUUGGGGCUCCAAUCCCAACAACAUCCUGGGGCACGAGGACAUGCAGACGAGAAAGGUGGCGGAUCUUGUCGACUGGUUUCAUUGCAGGAAUAUUCACAUUCAAAUGGUUUCGAUAAGCACGUACCACUGCAUCUUCCUGAGCAACUCAGGCAUGGUGUACACUUGUGGACAUGGACUGGGAGGCAGGUUGGGACAUGGGGACGAGAAGGCUUGCCUCGCUCCAAAACAUGUUGAUGCAUUGGCUCACGAAAAAUUUGUCUGGGUUGAUGCAAGUUCCAAUCAGUCUUUCUUUCUUUCUGAAAGUGGAGUGAUAUAUUGCUGCGGCAUGAACACCUUUCAUCAACUCUGCCUUCCUAAUCCAUCUGACAAGUUGCUUAUCCCCAAACAAUUCACUGGUAAGUUGAUGAAGGGCAUGUCGGUGAGGUGCGUCUGGUCGCUGAAGUACCAUGUCGUCAUUCAAACGAAGGACGGCAUUUACACGCAUGGAUUCAAUGCAGGCCAGUUAGGUUGUCACACGAAAGUUGAGGCAGAGAGAAUCAUUCAUCAGCCACGCAGAGUCUCCAGCCUCAUCAUGGAUACUCAACUGUCACUGGUUGCAGUGUCUGAUGCCUCGACGGUUGCCAUGACGACGAAGGGGGAUGUUUUCCUUCUCCAGGACUAUCAGUGUAACAGAAUUGUAUCCAAACUGUUGGGAAUAGAUCAGAUGGCUGUGAGUGGCGGCAGGCUGGAUCGAUCAGUGAUGGCGGAUGAAACUUUUGAAAAUAUCUCUUCAAGGAUCAUCGUGGUGUUUCUAACAACCGCAGGAAAGGUUGUGUUCCUCUGGACAGAUGAGGACAGGUUGACUCGUCAGGUUGUUUGGUCUCCACGCAAGCCAAUGACCGUCAAACACAUUUCUAUUUCCCAUUUGUCUGAUCGUGUCAUUUUUGCCACGAAAGAUGGUGAGGCAUUUAUUGGUAAAGUGCCAAAAGCAAAAACAUCUGCAUCACCACGAACGAACUCCUCUUCUACAUUAGGCCACACCCUCCAGCAGUUGAUUGACAGGAGGCCAAUAGUUGACGUGCCGAUUGAGAGAGUGGCAUUGGUGCACAGGGCUACUUACGUCGCCAUUGACGACAAGGGUAGCAACUUCGCCGUGCUGCAAGCCAGCCCUAAUGCCAACUCGUGGAAUGUACCAGUCUUGAAGGAGUCAACAGUGAAUGAUGACUUCAUGAAUCUCUUGCUGGAGUCGUCAGAAGAUGAUAGUGUUCAUGACGUCAUUAUCAAGGUUGCUACUGAGAGUUUUACGAUAUCUUAG
Messenger RNA from Helobdella robusta, 2379 nucleotides. RefSeq lists its product as hypothetical. The record is from RefSeq and is a predicted model, not a curated record. Gene Ontology annotation, molecular function: protein binding. The coding region runs from base 616 to 2379 and encodes 587 amino acids. The transcript is spliced from 16 exons. Lineage: Eukaryota; Metazoa; Annelida; Clitellata; Rhynchobdellida; Glossiphoniidae.